UUGCGCAUGCGCAGAUUGUACAUCGCAGAACAUGAUUAUUUUCAACAUGGCAGCCGGGUCCGCUGGGGAACCGGGACCUCCACCGUGCAAAGUCGGCGACAUCGUUUCCUGUAAGACAUGUCUGGAGGCUAAAAUUGAAGGAGAAGUGUUGGCUUAUGAUUCCAAUAGUCGACUACUUGCCAUAAAAAAACCGCCCACCUCCAGCGAAAAGAAGAGCUUGUGCGAUAUUUGCAUUGUGAACCUCAAUCUAGUGAGCGAUUUCCAGAUCAAGCAUGAGAAUGCUGAACCACCCAGAGAACCGCCCUCUCUUGAUGCCAACAAGCUGAAGAGAAGAACAGAAGAGAAUAUUGCUGAAAAGAAGACGUUGGUCGAUCUAAACAGUAAGGGGAUUAGUAAACAAGGAAUACAACUAUACCAAACAAUUAAGAAGACUUUACGAUGUCGAUUUGUUGAGGAUAAAAUGAUUGUCAAUGAUGAUGUUACUGUUAUACCACCAUACACUGCUGCCUGCUGUUCCGGACCUGAAACUGCUGUCAGUCACAUCAAAAACAUUAUUGAAAAACACAACAGAGAAAAGAAGGGGACGUUAUGACACUAGGCCUGACAGCAUGACUCAACAGGAGAGAACAGACAGGGAGGGAAAUUGACAGGGCAAGCAGAUUGGGCAAGUGGACCAACACUUAGAGGGAGUGAAGCGUCAUUGGGGACUUGGACUACACCAGUGAACCUGAAAGCCAAGGGGAUGCGUGCGUCCAUGCUAAGGCUGUUACUGCACGUUGAAAGCAAGUGGGCAAGGUACAGUUCAUGCUAGGACAAUAAAGAAGCUAUGUAAUGACCAAAGAAAUAAAGGAUCAUUGUGUAUGUCGAAGCAAAGGGCAGAUGCGACAUCCAUGAACACUUGAUCCUGUAUUCUAAACUGGAACUUAAGUUGAACCAUGUUUUAAAGUAUGUAUUCUCUACCCAAAAUCUUCAUUAGGAUACUGUGCAAGUUAAUUUUGACAAUUUCCAGGGAAUAAUUUUACUUCACAAAUUUCACUCUCAUUUGUGGGCCCAGUAUCACAAAGGUUAGCAAUUAAUCGCUAAUUUGAAAGAGCAAUUCUGAUUGGUUGCCAGUCAGUCUACUGAGCAAAAUGGGUAUGCAACAAUGAUCAGGAUAGGCCAAUUCAUUUAGCGAUUAUUUGCUAACCUUUGUGUUACGGGCCCCUGGUUGAGAAAAGCUUUCAAGUAUGUUCCGUACAGUCCUAUGUAAAAUUUGCUAUGCAAAGAAAACUUUGUGUAGCAAUCAUUAGAAAAUUUGGAGCAAGGUGUGAUGUGAUACCAGGGCUCCGUAACAAAGAUUAGCGAUGAAUAGCGAAUGUGAGAGAACGUUUCUGAUUCAUUCCUGGUCAGCAUUUCGCGCCAAAUGCACGUGUAAUAUUGAUCUUGAUUGGUUAGUUAAUUUAGUGAUUGAUCGCUAAUCUUUGUGUUACGAAGCCCAGAAAAGUUUAUUCCAUGCAUUUCAGUUACCCGAUAUUUUAAGUGCUAUCAAUGUAUGUGCUUCAAAUUUACUUGAGAUUGUCAAGAAAGUCGUAUUUUGACAUAAAUUCCAUGGUCUGAAUGCAAAGUGUUACAUCCACAGUGAACAGUAUUAGCUGGCAGCCAGAACUACUCGGUCCCCAAAUUCUUUCCCAGAUUGCAACAUUUUGAUCGUGUAGUCUUAUGAUGUAGACCCACUAGAAUGAUGAUCAAUUGAUCCUCUUUACUUGUUGGAAAAUUCAUACCAUAAACAUCUUACCUCUGCACUAAAAUCUUUCAGUAUCCUCCAUGUAUUCCUGUUUGCUGUUUAAGAUCUAAUGGCUAUCGUACUUAGUACCAAACUCCAACAAUGCAUUUUAAUUUGAAAUGGAAUAUACGCCAAGACUACUAACCUACAGUGUAGAAGUCUAUAAUUUGCCUCUCACUAUAAGGUUGACCUCCUUUGAAGACUGGCCUACAUGUACUGCGGCUUGAAGUUGGCAUGAAUGGAAUAAACAAAUUCUCAAUUAAAACUUUGAAAAUUCCAUCAAAAUCAGAUUGAAAAUGAGGAAGUUUUCAAAAAAAAGUUUUAAAAAAUAUUGCAAUACUUUAAAUGCCCUCGUGUGGGGAAGGUUCCUAUGAUCUCGAUGAUAAUUUCAGUCAAUUCCUUGUUCAUUUCGCCCCAUUUUAUAUAAAAUUGUUACUAAUUUCAGGCAAAAGUAACGGUUUUAGGUACCAAUUGAAUUGUUGCAAUCAAUUAUGAAAUUAAAAACGCCCAUUAUGGCAAGUGUGAAAGGUCACUGAAGUCUCAAUAGUGCCCGUCAAGCUACAUGUACAUCUGUCUGCCUAGUUCUGUGUUCCCUGACAUCAAAAUAAUUUCUCUUCUGUUCUUUAUACCAGACAUAGAUGUACAUUGUCCCUCCAAGUUUUCUACCUGUCUUGUCGUGCUGUCAAACUUGUGUCGUCCUAUUUUCACCCUCUUUAUUUUUUUCCCCCGUAUCCAACCUGAAAAAAAAAAAAAAAACCUCUGUAAAGAUGAGAAGCAUGCUCUUGAUCAUGGCUCCAUUACACACAUUUUAGUAAUUGAUUGUAGAACAGAUUUUUAGGAUUGAUUGCAUUGAUCACAAUGUACAGUCGAUUGAGAAAAUCAGUUGUACAAUUAGACUCUAUUAAAGCUUUGUGUAAUACGGGACCCAGGACUUGAUUUCUGAAUCAAUACGCAGUAUUUCAUAAAUCUACAAUCUACUUUGCAUCUGCGUUGCAUAAAAGUUACUAUUACAGUAACUUGGCCAUCCAAUGGUAACUACCAUGGCAAUAAUGCUUAUCAGCCAAACAAUUCAAGGAAUCAAUGAAAGUAAUACCAUUGGAUGGCAAAGUUACCAUGAUAUGAUGAUAGUAUCUUUUGUGCUACAGGGCCUGAUUUUAAUCCUGUUCUUAACUUUAGUGUCAUGAAGUGCGAAUGAUUUUUUUCUUUUCACUGCAUUAUUUUGUUAUUGGGCAUUGAUAAUAUGGACAAGAAAUCAAACGGGAUGAAUCAUUUUCAUUCAUACUUUUCACAUGAAAAGUCUGGUUUUCAGAGUCGAAAUGCAUACAUACUCCUCUGUUUCAAACAUUUCUUAGUCUGAUAUUUGUGUGACCUGCAUGCCUGCUCCCUAAUAAUAGUGCGUACAACUUCAUUGUUUCCUUUUCUGCUUUUAUACUUUUGUAAGUCAAGUCAUCUAGUCAAUUUUCUCUUUUGGGGUCUUUUUUGGGAAUGGAGGGGGGGGGUAUAAACCAACUGAUGGGAAAUUAUAAAUGUGAUUAAAAAGCUCUUUAACUUUGAUUGAUUUUUUUUCUCCUUAAAUAACUAUUUUUUGUUAUUGUCUGUGACAGGUAUAUUAUUUUUGUUGUGUAAUCCUGGUUUUUUUUCUUUGUUCUUGUUAUUAUUUGAAGAGAGGUGGGCAAUUUUUCACUUGAACCUACCUCUGGGAAAUGAGUUUAAAAUAUAUUGUUUAAAUUCCUCAAUGUCAUGACAUUCUCUCUUCCACAUACUGAUGUUACGAGGCAUCAAUCUUGUUCUGAUUUGUCAUUAAAAAAAAAAGAAAAAUGUA
Lytechinus pictus (painted urchin) is the source of this 3584-nucleotide messenger RNA. RefSeq names its product protein LSM12 homolog B-like. NCBI's taxonomy places the organism in Eukaryota, Metazoa, Echinodermata, Echinoidea, Temnopleuroida, Toxopneustidae. Bases 32 to 592 code for a protein of 186 amino acids. The record is from RefSeq and is a predicted model, not a curated record. The transcript is spliced from 5 exons.